UAGUCGGCUAAUGUUAAAAUCUUGGUUCAUGUGCUCUCUUUUUACGAUCGUGAGGAUUUUUACUUCUCCAAAAUGGGGAUUCUAGAGAAAAUAUCGGAGAUCGAGUCCGAGAUGGCCCGAACACAAAAGAAUAAGGCCACAAGUGCUCAUCUUGGUCUUCUUAAAGCCCGCUUGGCCAAAUUAAGAAGAGAGCUUAUCACACCAAAGGGAGGCGGCGGUCCGGCAGGAGAAGGUUUUGAUGUAGCCAAAACAGGAGAUGCUAGAAUAGGGUUUGUCGGUUUUCCGUCUGUUGGUAAAUCAACACUUCUGAGCAAUCUUGCUGGUGUUUACUCUGAAGUAGCCGCCUAUGAAUUCACAACCCUUACCACUGUGCCUGGAGUCAUCAGAUACAAGGGCGCCAAAAUACAGCUUCUCGAUCUUCCUGGUAUCAUUGAGGGCGCUAAAGAUGGAAAGGGUAGAGGUCGUCAGGUCAUCGCCGUUGCAAGGACCUGUAGCAUCAUCUUCAUGGUACUUGAUGUCCUCAAACCCCUAAAGCAUAAGAAACUACUGGAGCAUGAACUGGAAGGAUUUGGCAUCAGGUUGAACAAGACACCGCCCAACAUUGGCUACCGCAAGAAGGAGAAAGGAGGCAUUAACCUGACCACAACCUGCCCACAGUCUACCCUCGACACAGACCUGGUCAGGACGAUCCUCGCUGAGUACAAGAUCCACAACGCCGAUGUGGUGUUAAGAGCCGACUCGUCCACGGAUGAUCUUAUCGACGUCGUGGAAGGAAACCGCGUCUACGUCCCUUGUAUCUACGUGCUGAAUAAGAUUGAUCAGAUCUCUAUAGAGGAACUUGACAUCAUCUACAAGAUCCCUCACUGCGUCCCCAUCUCGGCUCAUCACAAGUGGAACUUCGACGACCUAUUGGAGAAGAUGUGGGAUUAUCUUAAGCUGGUCAGAAUAUACACAAAACCCAAGGGUCAGCUACCAGACUAUGAGGCACCAGUCAUCCUAAAGACGGACCACUGCAUCAUCGAAGACUUCUGCAACAACCUGCACAAGAGCAUCAUGGGCAAUUUCAAAUAUGCCUUAGUAUGGGGCUCUUCGGUGAAGCACAACCCGCAGAAGGUUGGCAAAGAGCACUUGCUUUGUGACGAAGAUGUUAUACAAAUCGUUAAGAAGAUCUGAUGACACAUCAAGAGAGAACUACCAUUUGCUCGUCAUGAUGUUCCCUUUGUAGAUAUGAAUGUAAUAAGGCGUAAUGGGCGUAUGAGCUACCUCGGACCUAUCGGCUUAAGAUGAACUUUGUAAAUUCCUCGUCCUUGAAGUUCAAAGAGCCACUAAAUAUAUAAAUUAAAUUUGGCUAAGCAUUUUCUUCUGUGCUUAGCAAGUUUUUGUGCUCACAGACAUGAAAUUGGGCCUAGGUUGGGAGGAUAGGAAGCCGUCUAGAGGGCCUUCGGGUUAGACGCUUUUGGCUAAAAUAUUUUUGUUAUGAAAUGAGUAUGGUUGGAAAGAUGUUUUAAAAGUAGAAUUUAAUUAUCCACACAAAUAUUCCUCCCAAAUUGUUUGGUUUUCCUUUUACUUCAUGAACUAAUAAUGUCAAAAAUUUUGUGGAGUUGAUAUUUUGGUUCCACAAAAUUAAUAAUAGUAGGCAUUUGUAAUUCGCCAAAUCAAUCCAAGAGAUGUUCAAGGUGCAGAGACACUGUAAAUAAAACAAUAAAGUAUCUGGAGACAUUUUGAUGACUACUGUUUUUGUGAAAGUGCAUUGAAGAUUGGGUAUGCACAGCCAAUUGAUCUACAUGUAUUAGAUGAGUUAAACGUAACAAACAACAUCAUGAACACUGAUUAAAGUUGCUGAUCAAAUUUUGUUUCUCUUUUUAAUCAUUUUAAUGUCAAGAAAGUAUAGUAAACAAGUCCAAAGACCAGGGUAGAAAUGUCAAAGACCCCACUGAAGUUAUUUUUUGUUUUCAUUCAAGCAUUAUAUAAAAUUCAUAACUCCCUUUGACACACAUUACAAAGCCUGGGCUAAGUUUUUCACAGAGCUGCUAAUACGGCUGAACAGAUUCAUUUGCUUAGCAAAUUUUGCAUGGAACCGGUCACAUUUUAAUGUACAUCACAAUGAAUUUUUUGGCUGGUAACACAUUCUGCUAAGCAUGUAAUUUUUUUUACUGUCUUUAGCAGCUCUAUGGAAGUAGCCCCAUACCAUUUAAUGAUACUCACAAAGCGUUACACAAUUUAAUUUUUUUGUUGAGAUAAUUUUUUUUGUUUUAGAAGAAAAGUUGGCAUGGAGAAAAACGUGGCUUCAACAUGUUCACACAAACGUCAUACUAUACAACAUGUAUUGUUCAACAUUUGAAUUUUUACAGCCAGUAUGAGUGUAAUAAUGUGAAAGCUGCAGGCAUUGUAGUGAGUUAAUACUGCAAUAAAAGGCUCAAUUCUCAA
Molecule: messenger RNA, 2427 nt
Organism: Asterias rubens (European starfish)
Lineage: Eukaryota; Metazoa; Echinodermata; Asteroidea; Forcipulatida; Asteriidae
Product: developmentally-regulated GTP-binding protein 1-like
Exons: 10
Coding region: 73-1173 (366 amino acids)
Biological process (GO): cytoplasmic translation
Cellular component (GO): cytoplasm
Molecular function (GO): GTP binding; GTPase activity
Source: RefSeq, a predicted model, not a curated record